This is a messenger RNA of Botrytis cinerea B05.10, 3116 nucleotides long. RefSeq lists its product as hypothetical. The transcript is spliced from 5 exons. Gene Ontology annotation, biological process: mRNA splicing, via spliceosome; regulation of alternative mRNA splicing, via spliceosome. Gene Ontology annotation, cellular component: nucleoplasm. Lineage: Eukaryota; Fungi; Ascomycota; Leotiomycetes; Helotiales; Sclerotiniaceae. Gene Ontology annotation, molecular function: N6-methyladenosine-containing RNA reader activity; mRNA binding. Bases 496 to 2865 code for a protein of 789 amino acids. The record is from RefSeq and is a predicted model, not a curated record.
GUGUUCACACUUCACACUUCACACUUCACACUUUAUUACUCCUGCCAAAAAAUCAUUGCAUUAAUACAACUUCCUACGGCUAUUAUAUUUCUUUUUCCACUCUUUUCUCUUGACUUGUCUUCCAGAAGACCCUUCUCUUAUAAUCUAUGCAAGACUCCUGAAAGAGGCCUUUCGCAUACAUACAUCAAGGUUCAAGGGAAGAGAAGAAGAACAAGAAGCAGAAGCAGAAGCCCGUCAAGCUAUUUCGUCAUAAUAUGAUACUGCAAAGUUGAAAAAUUUCCAAAUAUCUAAUUCGGCUGCACCACAACACAGUCAAUCAAUCAAUUAUUAAUCGUUCAUUCAUUGUGAAUAUUCACUCUUACAAGUCUUUUGACUAUAUCAAAUAAAAUCCUCUUACAGAUUACUUCUAGGAAAAUAAAAUAUCCAAUAUAGAACAAGUCGUCGAACCCUGGACUCAACAAAAGACAAGCAGCUUGACAAAUUCUUGUUGCAGCCAUGUGGCCAGCAAAUAACGGCUUUCCAAAUAAUGGACAAUAUCAAUCAAACUCCUUCAAUCAAGAUGAUCUAUCUGGAACUACACCACUGCAGUCUCCUUUCUCUGGCGGUGCACCAGGUCCCAAUUUCUUUCAACAGCCAAAUAUAUUACAAUAUGACGAAAUGAACAUUGAUGGUUACAACGGCUUCUCUCCCGAGAUUCCUUCAUACAAUCAGGCAGCUUUCGCACAAAAUCAAUUCAUAUCUCCCAAUCGACCACCAUACUCCCCUCAAUUGAACUCAACUAAUAACAGUGUGGCCCCUCUUACUCCUACGCCGACGAAAGAACAGCUUGCUGCCAAAACUGCCGAAUUAAGAGCAAGAUUGAUGAGAGGAAAAGAAGGCCGAGCCAACUCAGCUACCCCACCAGUUCCUGCGCCGGCAAAACAAAUAACUGCGAUAGAGUCGUCGAGCUCAUUGCAACCAUCCCCUAAGAGUCCUGCUCAAGGGGUAAUUAUCGACGAACAUUUACGCCGGGAAAAAGAGAUAAAUGAUCUCAUUUCUGAUUAUUCUGAGACCAAACCAAUAGCAGAACCAAAAAUGAACCCUGUGGCAAGAAUUGGUACCGCCAAAAGAACACCUCCCAUCAAUACAAACAUUCUAUCUACGAACUCCCAAAGUUCAGAAACUCCUACAAGAAUCAAGAAAUCCAGCGAUGAUCGAUCUAGUAAUGGCUUUUUAGCAGAGAUCGAAGUUAGGAAUGUCAGAAAUGGGUCGAUGUCGGAAGGAGAGAUACUAGAUGAGCCUAGCCCUAAGAAGCUUCCGCCCACGGAGCCAAGAGGAACUCAGAUCAAUAUAAAGUCGGCUAACGUUAAUGAGAAGUCUCUUAAACCGGAAGAUGAGCGCGCCAUUCGACCAGCUUAUAUCCGUGUAAAGGCUGAAGAACCUGGCCCCCUGACUCGACGUCCAGCACAAGCACAGCCAUCAAAACCCGAACCUCCUCGUUUUCGAGACGAACGUAGAGAAGAGGGCGAUUAUCGACCAGAAAGAAACCCAGCCACCGAUCAUAGAUAUGAAAAAAGGUCGCAUCAAGACACUGACAAAAACCAUCACCUACGCAGAUUUUCUCGUGAUAAUAAUGAUGAUUAUCGCCGUCCCGAGACUGCGAAGGAAGACGCCAAAUCUUCACGAGAGUCUAGACCACCAACACUGGCACAAGUUCUACCCCAUGACACUGAUUUGAGGGAAUGGCUAGACAUGACUCAGUAUCAUGAUGUAGUACACAGAAACAAGUUCUUAAAAACUGCACGAGCUCUGAAGGAAUUGGAAGAACAAAAAGCGAAGCUCUUAGCAGGUAUACAAGACGGUCAAAGUCUUGUAAAUUUUAACGUAGGAACCUUGAUGAACAGCUUGAUUCAACCUCAGAAUACCCCAGCGGUAACGGAGUCUACAGAUCUUCAUGAUCGUUUAACAUCUAACAAGCGCAACUACAGUGAAGUCCAAGAUUCUCAGGGGGAAGCAAACCAUGGAAAAGUAGCACGCCUUGAGGAUCGAGAACAUGAAAAUCGCCGUCGACAAAGUUCAGUAGACUAUGAUACCUCUCGCCGCGCCAAUGGUGACCGUGGAGGUCGUUCUUAUUUUGAAGAGUCUCGUAAUCGUGGUCGAAGCCGCAGUAAUGAUCGUGAAGUGUCCCCCGGUCUAAGGACCUUCGAGAGCAGACCCCCUGCACGGACUGCACACGAAAGAUCUUUUGAAGUACAUGGAAGUUACAGAGGAAAAGCCUUUGAUCCAAAUUAUCGAGGUCGAGGAGGUCGGGGAAGAGGCCGUGGUAACUGGGAGUCGCAUGAUUCAAGAAGUGAAGUUGGAUUUGGAUCGCGAAAUGCGCUUGGCAAACCUUAUAAAGACCCAAGAGGUUUUGAUCGAGGCGGGAAAGGUGAUACAAGAUACUUCAUAGUAAAAUCUUUCAACGAUGAGAAUGUUAUUAAAUGUAUAGAAGAUGGUAUUUGGACCACCCAAGCACAAAAUGGACCGAUCUUCAAGGAAGCCUUCGAGACCUGCAAAAACGUCAUUCUUAUCUUCUCAAUCAACAAAAGUCGAGCUUUUCAAGGUUAUGCGAGAAUGGAAACCCUCCCCGGUGCAAUCCAAAUUCCUUCCUGGCAAAAUUCGAUUAACUGGGAGAGCGCCGGAGCAUUUCGAGUUCGAUGGCUAGUCGUUUGCAAUGUGAGGUUUGGGAAGAUAGGACAUUUGAGGAAUGGAUUGAAUGACAAUUUACCGGUGCUGAUUGGAAAGGAUGGACAGGAGGUUGAAGAAGGGUGUGGGAGGGGAUUGUGUGAGUGUUUGGAUGGGGAGGUGGAGGAGGUUUUGGGAGAUUGGAGAGGUGGUGAAGAGUGAGGGGGUGAGGAAGGUAAGUUGGAGUGUAGAGGGUAGAGGAAAGUUGAGAACGGGGAGGAUGAAUGGGGAAGGAAUCUACUAUGGAUUAUCUUGUAAGUGAAUGGGUAGGAUUUCUAGUCCUGUUAUUCGUUGUUUAUAGCCCUUCUUUCUUUGCCUUUAUAUUUAAUUACGCCUUGGAAUUUCCAUCGGCCAGUCAAUAUAAACAUAUACACACAUACAUACAUACACACAGAAAUAAAGUUACAUUAUUA